Messenger RNA from Eubalaena glacialis (North Atlantic right whale), 1394 nucleotides. It is a transcript of the gene TEX9, whose product is annotated as testis expressed 9. The transcript is spliced from 12 exons. NCBI's taxonomy places the organism in Eukaryota, Metazoa, Chordata, Mammalia, Artiodactyla, Balaenidae. Bases 20 to 1189 code for a protein of 389 amino acids. The record is from RefSeq and is a predicted model, not a curated record.
GGCGUCGCGGCCGCGAAAAAUGGCGGGGCGAAGUUUUAAGAGACGGGGCGUUUCAGGGACUCCGCUUCCACCACGCGUUCAGCAACCUUCCACACUUCGUCGGGACCUCCUCGCCAAGGAGGAAGAAUAUAAGCGUUUAAAUGCAGAAUUAGAGGCAAAAACGGCUGAUCUGGUUCGACAAGCUGAGGAAGUAAUAAGAGAUCAGCAAGAAGUACGAUCUCAGUCUAUUUCAACACAAAUUAAAUCAUAUGAAGAGGAAGAUGAUUACAGUUUAAGACGUCCAUUAUUGUCUGAAGGGACAGUUCAUUUACGUUCAGAAACUAAGCCAAAGACCAAAAAUGUUGAUCCAAUAAGCAAAGUUCAAAACAAAUUACACUCUGCAAGUAAAGGAAGGAAAUCAAAUUCAAGAGUAAAAUUGAAAUACUCUGAUGUACAAACUGCCAAUGAUGUUGCCAUUCCAGAGGAUUUCUCAGACUUUUCUCUUGCAAAAACAAUUAGCAAAAUUGAAGGGCAACUGGAAGAAGAAGGCUUACCUGAUUAUAUAGAUGAUGGUAUUUUUUGUGGUGUUAGUGAAGACAUUGGAACAGAAGCACAGAUCAGAUUUCUGAAGGCCAAACUCCAUGUUAUGCAGGAGGAAUUGGAUAAUGUUGUAUGUGAAUGCAAUAAAAAGGAGGAUGAAAUUCAGGAUUUAAAGUCUCAACUGAAAAAUUCUGAAGGAGAUUGUAUGAGACAGCAGCGGACAAUUAAUUUGCAACAGUCUCAAACAGAAAAGUAUAAAACUCUUUUUGAAGAAGCAAGCAAAAAAUGUGAUGGAUUACAGCAACAGUUGUCUUCAGUAGAAAGGGAAUUAGAGAAUAAAAGAAGACUACAAAAACAAGCUGCCGCUAGUCAAAGUGCCAUGGAAGUUCGCUUGAAUAGAGCUCUAGAAGAAGCAGAAAAGUAUAAACUGGAGUUAAGUAAACUAAAGCAAAAUAACAAGGAUAUAGCAAAUGAAGAACACAAAAAAAUUGAAGUGUUAAAAUCAGAAAACAAGAAGCUAGAAAGACAAAAAGGAGAAUUAAUGAUAGGGUUCAAGAAACAAUUAAAAUUAAUUGAUGUUUUAAAAAGGCAGAAGAUGCAUAUUGAAGCUGCCAAGAUGUUGUCUUUCACUGAAGAGGAAUUUAUGAAGGCACUCGAAUGGGGAAAUUAAUAAGUGAUCUACUUUUUAACCUAUAGUGCAUGGUGGAUAUACCCUUUAUUUAACUUAAGUUGUAAUGGUUUGAAUUAUUUUUACUCUAGGAAAUGAAGAUACUUGAUAAUGAAAUCAAAAUAAUUCCAAAUUCCCUGUGUAGAUCUGGGGAUGUAAAAUUGAUAUCUAAUUAUUACAAAAUGGAAAUAUUUUAUAAAAUAAAGCA